This is a messenger RNA of Adelges cooleyi (spruce gall adelgid), 3774 nucleotides long. RefSeq names its product vanin-like protein 1. The record is from RefSeq and is a predicted model, not a curated record. The transcript has 8 exons. Gene Ontology annotation, molecular function: hydrolase activity, acting on carbon-nitrogen (but not peptide) bonds, in linear amides. The coding region runs from base 525 to 2324 and encodes 599 amino acids. Lineage: Eukaryota; Metazoa; Arthropoda; Insecta; Hemiptera; Adelgidae.
CCGUUCGCACAACCGAUUCCAUUUGUAAAUUACAGUCAACAGCUGCUCAACUAACUGCCUGUUGCUAUUAUCAACUUAACCAUAAUAUAUUAUAUUUCUUCCAACUUCCGUCUAAAAUAUACUAUGAAUAAAUAAUAUACCUAGCUUUUUUUUUUUUACACACCAAACACGGUUAUAGUUUACACGUAAAUAGGUCAGCGGCUUACGACCAAAAGACCAAACAGCUUCGGUUAAUCGGCCGUUUACCGAGGCUAAAGAUAACACCGAUAAAUACAACUCGUGUUUGAUGAUUGUAUAUUUAUAUUAUAAUAAUAGAUUAUAGUAUUACUGUUGUGAAUUUUGUGAUUAACCGCAUUUCAUGUAGUAGCCGAACGGAAUAAUGUCUGCCUAAAUGCCAAACGUCUUAUCACCCGAGUGUUGUACCCAUAGACAAGUAUACUACUGGUUGUACCUACCUAAGUAAUAAUAAAUCGGCGCUAUUUAUUGGACAACACAAUAUUAUUUUGAGUAUUGUAUAAAAGCGUAUGUGCGGUGUGUUUCGACCAAAGCACAUGCCAGCAGUAUUAGUCAACUGGGUAGUCCGGUUGAAAAACAAGAUACAGACAACGUCGGGCCUAAGGCUUUUGGCCAAAAUGGUGUCGACCGUGGCUAUCAAAUCUUUGGCCGGACGCAGGUGUUACUCGAUUGUCGAUCGUCAAGUCUCAACAAAGGUCCAGCAAAAAAAAGUCACGACCACCAAUCAGUUAACCCUAAUGGUUAGCGGUGGAAAUGAAGCGAAUAAAAACAAAGGAUGUGACAGCCAGUAUUACGUGGCGGCUGUCGUCGAAUAUUUGCCCACAUUAGGCUCAAACCCGUUGCAGUCUAUCCAAAAGAAUCUUCCGGUAUACGAAGACAUCAUAGCAAACGCUAGUCAAUACGAUGUAGACAUAUUGGUUUUCCCGGAGGGCGGCCUCACCGGGCUCACCUUGCCCGACGACAGAAAAGACAUCCAACAAUUUGUUACAGAAAUCCCUUCGCCGGAAAGCAAUACCAUCCCUUGUUUUACGGACAAAUGCAGCAUAAUAUUGAAAAAAUUGUCGUGCGCCGCUCGUCUGAAUCGCAUCUAUGUGGUGGUCAACUUGCCGGAAAUCGAAUAUUGUAGUAAAGAAGAAGACCCUUCGUGUGCGGACGACCUGGCCAAUUAUUACAAUACAAACGUGGUUUUCGACAGACAAGGAACAAUAGUAGCCAGGUACAGGAAAUUUAAUUUAUUUAGAGAAGGUGGUUUCAACGUUACCCACUCGUCAGAACUAUGCACGUUCGAUACUGACUUUGGGGUUCGGUUUGGAAUGUUCAUAUGUUUUGACAUAUUAUUUCAAAAUCCGGCGAAUCUUGUCAUUCAAGAAAAAGGCGUCAAGGACGUAGUGUAUUCCACGGCUUGGUUUUCAGAAAUCCCUCUGCUUACGGCCGAUUCGGUUCAGUCCGGUUGGGCGUACACCAACGACGUGAAUCUAAUAGCGGCCGGUUACAAUACACCUUCGAUGAGCGUGGGCGGCAGUGGUAUAUACGCCGGCCGCGAUGGUCCUUUGGUCAUGGUCAUGCCCGAUCGACCAGGAACGCAGAUACUGUUGUCCAGAGUACUCAAACGACAGUUUCCCGAUCCGGACACCAUAUGCAAAAGCAAGUGCUCGAUUGAUAAGACGUUCAUGACGUUCAUGUCCGACGGUUUAGUCUUGCCUUAUGGAAAAGAAAAAUGUCCAAUCAACAUCAACCGACCCAGCGAUCUCAGGUUCUUCAUGGACAAGAGUUUCAAGUACUUCCACGUGGAGACGAUGCGGUCGGAGCUGGAGCAGGACGACACGUUGACCGCGUCGAUGGAGUACGAACAGGACGGUUUCGCGUGCGCCAUGACCGUGAGCUGGCGGAACGAGAACAACAACGCGACCACGGACUACAACAUGUUCGCGUACUCGGGCCGACGGACCUUCGGCGAUUUCCUCAGCGCGCACGUGGAGACGUGCGGCCUGACCGCGUACAAGUACAGGGACUCUUCGGCCGGCGGCGGCGGGGUGUCCUACUACGACCCGCCCAAGAGUCUGGUGACCAUCACGGCCAUCGACAUCGUGGCCCGGACGUCGGACCUGACCACGGCCGUCAUACCCACCACGUUGAACACCGCCAGCUAUCCGCUGACCAACGAUUACUUCACGUUCGCCAAGCGGACCGUCGCCGCCGAGGACGGCCGCAAAGUGCUCGAAGUCAGCAUGCAGCUGUGCAAGCCCGUCGCCAACCUGAUCACUUUCGGCUUGUACAAACUGCCCCGGACCGACGUGGCGGUCAACUGAUCAAGCCAUCCCCGCCCCACCCCACCUCGCCCCCACCUACUCCCAGGCGAAACCCGGUUAAGGCUUACUGCAGCUUCGUCUGGCAUCGCGUCACGUGUGUGUUGUUAUGGAAAACGUGCGACGAAAGGACCAAAUUGUAUUAUUAAAUCAUUUUUUUUUUUUUUAUCGUUUAGUACUUAGUUGUUAGUAUAAAAUUGUCCAAUCUUAAUAUAACGAUUUUUUCCGCCCUACAAUAACCGUAAAUCUUGGCACAUUGUAAUAUUACAUGUUUUUUUUUCUUCUAUAAUGUCUGUAUUGGUGGUAAAAAAAAAAAAAUAUGAUAGUAUACGAUUAUGACGGCAACAAUGAUAACCGACAAAACGGGACCGCAUCGAGUGCCUAUAAUGGAUUAUGUUUAUUUUAGUAUACCGUUGAUCUCUAUGUAAAUGUAUAGUAGUUAAUGUAUUUAGUUUCGCGUAAGUUAACUUGUAAAAAUAUAUUUAUAAAUAUUUAAAGGUAAUUCUGGCUUUUUUAUAUAUAUAUAUAUGAUCAAAACUGCUUUUGUUACCGAAAAUUGUAUACUUUCAACGCUUGUUCGAUGUAUGUAAAUCUUUUAAAAAUUUUGUAUUAGAAAUAAAGAUGUACAACGUUUAUGCCGUUACGCUCUCGUGAUUAAUGUAAAUCUUAGUUUAUCGCGAAAAUUUCAUCUUUACUAUACUAUUUAAACGAGAGUAAACAAAUUAUAAGUAAUGGUCCCAUUAAAAUAGUGGGUAGUCGACUAGACUAUUAUGCGAUGGGUAUGGAAAACGUCGUUGUAUUGGUUUAAUGUUGCAUACUUGCUUUGUUAUUACAAUUUUACAAUUAGCCCCCCCCCCCCUAUAAAAAAAUUGAAUAUUCAAACGAACAUAUUUUAAGAUCAUAGUAACUGUUUGCUUACAACAGUAAAUGUGUGUAUAAUAGUAACUAGUGAUAUUAUUUUUGUCGGUAUACUUAAACCUUGUGCAAUUUAUUAGAUUAGACCUUAAAUCGGAUGUAGACACCAAAACAACACAAUAUUGAAUAUUAUAAGUAUGACGAAUAAUUUAACGUUCAGAGUUCAGAGUUCGCCGUACCUGCUCGUGAAUAAUUAUUACUUUUAAAAAACCAUUUUUUUUUUCAUGUUUCAUGUAUUUUGUUUCAUCUUAAUAGACAUUUUUGCAUAACACUGCCAACACAUGUUAUGAAAAUGCAAAAUUAAUUCGGUAAUCCUUCAAUCACAGUAAACACCCUCAGCACAUAAAAUAUGUACCUACCUACUUAAUAUGUCUGAUGUCAUGCACAAUUCAGGAUUAUUAUAGUAGCUGUUUUUAGAUAACACUGUGGUCCUUAUACGGAUCAUCAAGUAUAUAACAUGUUUAUGUUAAUUUAUUUAUUUUUUUAUUUACUUAAUUUAUAUUAUUUUGUGUCUCAAUAAACGACUGAACCACCUGUA